Messenger RNA from Ostrea edulis (European flat oyster), 4055 nucleotides. Its product is annotated as MAM and LDL-receptor class A domain-containing protein 1-like. The record is from RefSeq and is a predicted model, not a curated record. The coding region runs from base 36 to 1550 and encodes 504 amino acids. Lineage: Eukaryota; Metazoa; Mollusca; Bivalvia; Ostreida; Ostreidae. The transcript is spliced from 10 exons. Gene Ontology annotation, cellular component: membrane.
UUGACAGUGGUCACCUGAUAUAUUUCCAAUUCACCAUGAAGGUAAUUUGCUUAAUCUUCGUCUAUCUCUCCUUAAACAUUUCAACUUUGUUGGUAACUGGUCAAAACAACAGGGAGAGUUCUCGUUAUGUUGGAGCAAAUAAAUUGAACAUUACAGGAAUUCGAUUCAUGAUUGCAGUAAAUGCAACCUGGAAAGAGGACAAUGGCUGCAUUGCUUACGUUUUAACACCCUGGCUACCACCAGGAAAGAGCUGGAAUGAAACCCAGCCGAUUCGAGUGGGGAACUGUGAUAAAGGACCAGCAACGUACCAAAUAACUCCAGCAACUGACGGAAAAAGCAUAGUAAACGUGAACGCGACAUUUUACUCCUCUGACGUUGAGGACGUUGACCCUCCAAGGUGCCAGAUUCCAUUUAAUGGAACCUUCCUGGUCCCCGGUCCUGACGGCUACGAUGAUGAACUCCUGCCCAAUUGUUAUGUCGAAGACUCCAGGGAAGGGGCCUACCUGACUCUGACAUGUAGUUUUGACGAUGGUCUGUGUGAAUGGUACCCUAUUCCAAACAAUUUAGUUCAAUGGAAACUCGGAACAGGGAGCACCCAGGACCCUUCCUCAGGACCCGGCGGUGACCAUUCUCCGGCAGGAGAUGGUCAGUACCUGUACAUCGAUGGUCAUGAAUUUUUAAAUACAUCACUAGCAGCUGAAAUAAGAAGUCCAGAAUUGUAUAUCCUCAGUAACACCACAUUAUCUUUCUGGUACCACAUGAAUGGAGUGGGAGUUGGAGAUCUAAGGGUCGUUUUAGUAGACCGAUACCAAAACAGAAAGAUAGCCUGGGUGAAAUCUGGUAGACAAGGACCAGGGUGGUGUUUGGGUCAUGUUAGUUUGGAGGACCUCACAGCUUAUGUUAUAUUUCAAGGAACAACCAGGCUUCACUAUUCCUCUGACAUAGCAAUUGAUGAUAUAUCAGUCUCCAUGGAGCCAUAUGAAUUAACACACAGUCCAUGGUUUACAACAACGACUUCGAUGAAACCAUCCACUACAUCAAUACAUAUUUUCCAAUUACCAACUUUAACAAUUGACUGUACCUUUAGCACAAGCAUGUGUUCAUGGCAGCAAGCUAAAGGUGACGAUUUUGACUGGCACAGAUGGUAUGGACGAUCUCCGGAUUUAACUUCCGGUCCAGAAUUUGACCAUAAAAAUGCAACUGAUUACUAUCUAUUACUGAAGGGUCAUGAAUCCCUCAACAGCAGCUGGGUAGCCAGUCUCUUCAGUCCACACAUCACGGUCACUAAGCCUAGAAAUUUAACAUUCUGGUAUCAUAUGAAUGGAGCCGGAAUAGGAAACCUCACAUUAUACAGAGAGAACGCUGACGGCUCCAAGAAACAACUGUUUAUAAGGUCAGGGCGCCAAACCUCGUCUUGGAAACAAGUCAGUGUAACGCUUCCGGUUGGUUUUUACAAGUUGGUGUUCGAGGCCACUGCAGCGCACCACUACAGCAGUGACCUUGCGAUAGAUGACAUACAUUUACAAGCUGGUCCACCGAUAGUAGGGUAACCAUUUCACGAAGUAUGCACUUAAUCAUGUCCGCAACCCCAACCCACCAAGAUAGUGUUGAUAGAUCAAGACUCACCUAUACAAUUCAACAUUUGCUUAAAAUCCUACCGUUACUACUCAGCCAUUUCUGUGAUUGAAAUAAGAACUUCCGAGGACACGUGUGGUUGUUAUUUGUGCAAAGUCAAGAAGUUCAAGAACUCUGGAAGAAUUCUUAUCUCCUAUGUAAUGCAUGUAGUCAAAUUAAUCCAAAACGUACAUAGAAUAUUCCAUUCUAUAAUUAAUUUAAAGAUGCAUAGUCCGAUAACAUGUACUCAAGAAUAUCACAAGAUUGGUAAACAUGUGCGAUAGCUAUCUAUUUGUUAUUGAUCGAAAUAAAUUAUUAUACAUUUCCUCAAAAUCGCAUAUAAAGAGUAUUUUUAGGUCACCUGAGUAAACAAAGGUGACCUAUUGCAAUUGGUUGACGUCCGUCAUCGUCCAUCAUGUGUUAACAAUUGAACAUUUUCAACUAAACUUCAGGACUCCUGCAUAUCUAGGGCCAUAGGGGCGGGGCAAAAACUGCCCAAAAUUGACCAAUUUUCAAAGAUCGUCUUCUCUAGAACCGCACAUGUAUCAGAAAAUCUAAAUGCAUAAUGAUGUAGAGUCAGGAAGGCCUCUACCAAAAUUGUAAAUUUCAUGAUCCCCGGAGUAGGGGUUUUGAUCCCAGGGCGGGGCUAAACCAAUCUAAUUAAAAUCAGACUUCUUAGAUCCGCGCCGUAUACUCUGCGUAAGUAUUACAGCGAUUGUGAGCAUAUCCUAGGAUCUGAUUUUAAUUAGAUUGGGGCUAAACUUAAUAUAUAGUGUUUACAAAUAGCAUCUUCUUUAGUACUAUUGAUACUACAUUGAAACUAAAUGGAUGUUUAGAAAGAGCAGGUAAUCCUUUACCAAAAUUGUAAAUUUGAUGAUCCCAGGGGUAGGGUUUUUCGUAUUAGAGUGGAGCCAAAAUGGUCGGUCAUUAAAUGUGUGAACAAUAUAAUUUUUUAACUUCUUCUUGAUAACUACCAUUCCAAUUCAUUUUAAAUUUGGUAUGAAGCAUCUUCGGAACAAGGGGGAUAUGAAUUGUAAAUGUCAGGAUUCCUGCACUUUCGGGGCCUUAGGGGCGGGGCUAAAAAUGCCCCAAAUUGACCAAUUUUCAAAAGUGUUCUUCUCUAGAACCUCACAUGUUUAAGAAAACCUAAAUGCAUAAAAUUGUAAAGCAGGAGAGACCUCUACCAAAAUUAUAAAUUCAUGAUCCCCGGGGUAGGUGUUUUGAUCCCAGGGUAGGGCCAAACUUACUAUAUAGUGUAUAAAAUAUGUAAAACAUUUAAUUAACAUCCUCUUUAGUGCUAUUGAUACUGAAUUAAAAUUAAAUAAAUAUUGAGAAGAAGUAUAUAGUCCUCUACCAAAAUUGUAAAUUGCAUGAUUCUAGGGGUAAAGGGUUUGUUUCAGGGAGGUUGGGAAAUUUUAAUGAUGAUUUGAAGGACUUAUUCAAAUUUGCUGAUACUGUUUAAAAUCUAAAUGCAUACUUAGGAAGAGUAGAAAAGGAUUUACAAAAAAUGGUGAAUUUCACAACCCAGGGUUUCGACUUUAGGAUGGGUGCAGAUCAAUCAUAUCUUCUAAUGUUAAUACACAUAUUAUUUUACGUAAAACCUUUCAUCAGUGUAUGCACUUUUGAGGACAUUGAAGUUUUAAGAACACAUCUUGUUUUAUAUAUACUUUUGCUGAACAUUAGAAUUUAGCUUAAAUAUUCAGAACAGGAUUUUUUCUCUCUAGAUUUCAUAGCCCUUGGGAGCAGUGAUACUUUUCACUAGUAUCCAGGCGACCGCUAAGGCCUUUGGGCCUCUUCUGAAGUGUUGAACCAGUAUAAUGUAUUCAUAACUGCGUGAUAUUUGAGAAAUAUGGCAGAUGAUGUUAGUUCUAGAGACUCUUUCUACGGCUUAUGUUCAUGGAAAACUUAAAUUAUUUUUGGAGCAAAAAGUACUAAAUGUAUUGGUAAUAUGUAUAUAUAAUAAUUGAUAUAAGAAGGUAAUAACAAAAGACUACUGAGAUAAUUAAAAUUGACAGUUUUAAUUAUUGUAGAUAAUAGAUAAAUAAUAAGGGCACAUGAAUGACAAUUGAUGAUACAUGUAUAUAUAAAAUGUUUUUCAGUAAUAUUCAAUACAUGCUCCCUUCUUUCUCAUUAAAAUGAUAUACGAUCACAAAAGUUGAGAAAUACUGGGGAAACUAUAGGAGAGUUUGGAAUUCUUGGAAGCACGCUGUAUGAGGAUAUUUCAAAAGCGUUUCAUAAACAUUUAAAAUAUAUCACGAUUUAUUCUGCAUGUUUCAUAAGCAUGAAUUUAUUUUUCAGGUGAGAAAUGAGUUGAGAAUUUCCGUGCGUCACAUGUACAUUUACUGCAAAACUUGUGUCGAAUGUUGUACCGCUUCCGUCUCUGUGUAGGGUUUUCUAAGUUAUGGAUUUCUAAAGCAAAUAAAUAUAUUUAUACCUUUUAA